UAUAAUAUUUUUGUUUUUAAUAAUGAAAACAGCUGCUAUCUUAGCAUUUGCCGCUGCCUCAUUGGCUUUGGUGUUCCUCACUGCUUCCCCAACAAGCCCAAAUGAUGUUGCUUUCCAAUCAUUCAUUGGUGAACACGGAAGAAACUUCGCCUCUACCGAAGAGUACAACUUCAGAAAGGGAAUCUUCGAGCAAUCUCUCAAGAAGGUAGAAGAACAUAAUGCCAAGGGACUCUCAUGGACAUACGCUCUCAAUGAGUUUUCUGACUGGACUGAUGAAGAGUACCAAAGACUUUUGGGACUUAGGGGAAUGAGAAACAGCAACUCUCACUUGCCAACUAUUCAACUCCCAAAGAACGACCAGCCUAAGGCUAUCGACUGGAGAGAAGUUGAUGGAUAUGUAGGACCAGUCCUCAACCAAGGAAAAUGUGGAUCAUGCUGGGCCUUCUCUGCUGCUCAGACUUUAGCCGGAUCUUACUUCAAGGCCUACGGAGAGGUUGUUGAUGUCUCAAGAAGCCACGCCGUCGAUUGUGAUUUCUUCUCCCACGGAUGUAAUGGAGGACUUCAGGAAAAUGCUUUCGCUCACUGGAUGAAGCACCCAUUCAUUCUUGAAGAAGAUUACCCAUAUGAGCCAAAAGAUAGAAAAUGCCAGGAAGAGACUAUCCCAUCCAACAACAGACUCCUCAAAUCUGCUUUCAGAGUUGAUGUCGGAGAUGCCCUUUUGUAUGACGCUCUUGUUCAUAUGCCAGUUUCUAUCUCAAUCAGAGCUGAGAAUGAUGACUUCAGACACUAUGGAGGUGGUGUUAUUGACGGAGAUGGCUGCGGAUACGAAAUCGAUCAUGCUGUCCUCCUUGUCGGAUUUGAAGAAGAGACAACCUCAUGGAUUGUCAAGAACUCUUGGGGACCAGACUGGGGAGAGCAUGGAUACGUCAGAAUUGCCAAGAAUAGUGACAGACAUGGUGUCUGUGGUAUCAAUCAACAGAACUCUAUCCCAGUCUUUGAAGACGAUUGGAAGCCAUUUAAUGAAUAAUUACUGAGAUCCUGUGAUA
Moneuplotes crassus is the source of this 1046-nucleotide messenger RNA. The record is from the annotation of a GenBank genome assembly. NCBI's taxonomy places the organism in Eukaryota, Ciliophora, Spirotrichea, Euplotida, Euplotidae.